AAAAUCUGUCAUACAUUACCACAAACACGUAGAGGAAGAGAGACAUAGGUAGAUGGGUUCUUCCAAGCUCGGGAGCUCACUUCUGGUGCCUAGUGUUCAGGAGUUGGCCAAAUCCAACAACGCUCGAGCCGCUGUUCCUCCAAGAUACAUAAGGGAAAGGGAGGAGCUCGUGACUAGAUCUGCGAGUGAUGAUAUAAAAAAUGGCGGAUCGGUUAUUAAUGCUGCUGUUGGCGACGAUGAGGUGCCUGUGAUCGAUAUGGAGAAGCUGCUUUCGCCUGAUUCCAUGGCCUCUGAGCUCUCCAAGCUCCACUUCGCUUCCACCCACUGGGGUUUCUUCCAGUUGAUCAACCAUGGAGUCAGCAGUGCCCUUCUGGAGAAAGUGAAGGCAGAGGUGGAGCAGUUCUUCAACCUCACCAUGGAAGAGAAGCAAAAGUUCUGGCAGAGAGAAGGAGAAGUAGAAGGCUUCGGCCAAGCAUUCGUGGUGUCCGAUGAACAGAAGCUGGAUUGGGCUGACCUCUUCUUCCUCGUCACUCAGCCGCCAAGUGAGAGGAAACCCCACUUGUUCCCAAACCUUCCCCUGCCUCUAAGGGACACAUUGGAGGCUUAUUCAAUGGGGCUGAAGAAAACAGCAAUGGAGAUCUUGGUCCAUAUGGCCAGAGCACUAGACAUGGAAGAGAAUGAAAUGAGGGAGCUUUUCGACGAUGGCCACCAAUCCAUGAGAAUGAACUAUUAUCCACCAUGCCCUCAGCCCAAUCAAGUCAUUGGGCUCACUCCACACUCCGACGCCACGGGCCUGACCAUCCUUCUCCAGCUCAACCAAGUCGAAGGCCUCCAAAUCAGGAAAAACGGCAAUUGGGUUUCCGUCAAGCCCCUCCCCGACGCCUUUGUCAUCAACAUUGGAGACAUUGUCGAGAUUGUAACGAACGGGGCUUAUAGAAGCAUUGAGCAUCGGGCAACUGUGAAUUCAGAGAAAGAAAGGCUCUCCAUCGCAACAUUUUAUGGGCCAAGCUAUGAGAAAGAGAUAGGCCCUGCCAAAAGCUUGGUGACUGAUGAGAAUCCACCAAGGUUCAAGAAAAUACUAGUGGAAGAUUUCUUCAAAGGCGUCUUUGCCAGGGAGCUCAAUGGGAAAUCCUACAUUCAUUCUUUGAGGAUUUAGACAUAUACAACAUUGUAUGCAUGUGAACGAUAUGAUCAUGGGAGUUGAGUUGGAGGGUUAAAAGAUAACUAAGAACAAGUAUAUACGAUAUUUGUUAUGGAUAUACAUAUCGAGUUGUCACUCAUCAAUAAAUUAAACUGCUUUGU
Messenger RNA from Linum tenue, 1302 nucleotides. Lineage: Eukaryota; Viridiplantae; Streptophyta; Magnoliopsida; Malpighiales; Linaceae. The record is from the annotation of a GenBank genome assembly.